Messenger RNA from Lucilia cuprina (Australian sheep blowfly), 2152 nucleotides. RefSeq names its product probable ATP-dependent RNA helicase DDX52 (gene ais). Gene Ontology annotation, biological process: maturation of SSU-rRNA. Bases 136 to 2004 code for a protein of 622 amino acids. The record is from RefSeq and is a predicted model, not a curated record. Gene Ontology annotation, molecular function: RNA helicase activity; ATP binding; nucleic acid binding. Lineage: Eukaryota; Metazoa; Arthropoda; Insecta; Diptera; Calliphoridae. The transcript is spliced from 4 exons.
UUGUUGCCGAACUGCCAACACCUUAUGUGAAUUCGCCUUGCCAGCACACGUGCAGAAAACAAACUCUCUCAAUUAGCAAAGUUUCAAAAAAAAUAAAGUUUUUUUUUAUUAAAAUUAAUAAUAUAUUUAAUAAAAAUGGAUGCCCAUGAUUUAUUUCGCCAGUUGACAAGAGGCGUGAGAUUUACCAAAAGAAAUAAAACACAACAAAAGCAGCCACAAACCUUAGAAGCACCUAAAAAACUCGAGGACGAUAUAAAAAUCAAGGAUGAAGGCAUAGCUACUGAUGAAGACGACACUAUGCAAGACCUAGAAGACCAAGAAUCAAAUAGCUCUUCCGUUGGAAUACAAAUGGAGGAAGAAGUUGAGGAUGAACCACAAACAUUUGAAUUUAUUUCCGGCGUUAGCACUAGUUCCAAAAAAUCCAAAAAGAAAACCAAACCCUUAACACCGGAACAACAGGAAAAACUAAUGGAGGAAGAAAUGAUACAAACAAUACGUAAAGAAAAUCGUAUCACCGUAUUGGGUAAAAAUUUACCGCCACCUAUUUCAUCGUUCGAGGAACUACACACCAAUUAUAAUAUGAGCGAGAAAUUAGUACAAAAUCUAGUGAAUUGUAAUUAUGCCAAACCGACUGCUGUACAAAUGCAAGCUAUUCCUAUCAUGCUUAAAGGUAGACCCUUAAUGGCUUGCGCUCCCACUGGUUCGGGUAAAACUAUAGCAUUCUUGGCUCCAGUUAUUAAUGAUUUAAAAGCGCCCAAAAAAGUAGGUUUUCGUGCUUUAGUUUUAGCGCCCACCCGUGAAUUGGCACAACAAAUCUAUCGUGAAUGCAUACGUCUCUCGGAGAAGACAGCUCUAAAAAUACAUAUCAUUAGUAAGGUCAAUCAGGCAAAGGCAAAGUUUGGUGAAAAUUCAUCCAAAAAGUUUGAUAUUUUAGUUUCUACCCCCAAUAGAGUAAGAUUUUUAUUGCAACAAGAGCCACCAUUAUUGGAUUUAAAGAGUAUUGAAUGGUUUAUUCUUGAUGAAGCUGAUCGUUUGAUGGAAGAGGGUCAAAAUAAUUUCAAAGAACAAUUAGAUGAUAUUUUAGCAGCCUGUACAAAUCCCCACAAAAAGCUUGCGCUGUUUAGUGCCACCUACACAGUACCUGUGGCCAAGUGGGCAUUAAAGAAUCUUAAAAAUUUAGCUCGUGUUAAUGUGGGUGCUCAAAAUGCUGCAACUGAAUAUGUGGAACAAGAAUUAUUGUUUGUGGGUUCAGAGAGUGGCAAACUUUUGGCUGUACGUGAUAUGGUGAGAAAUGGUCUGAAACCUCCAGUGCUGGUGUUUGUACAAAGUAAGGACCGUGCUAAACAGUUGUUCGAGGAACUUUUAUACGAUGGCAUAAAUGUCGAUGUUAUACAUGCCGAUCGUACCCAACAACAGCGUGAUAACUGUGUCAGAGCUUUCCGUGAAGGGCAUAUAUGGAUAUUAAUAUGUACAGAACUUAUGGGACGUGGUAUUGAUUUUAAAGGUGUUAAUCUGGUAAUAAACUAUGAUUUUCCACCGUCCACCAUAUCAUAUAUACAUCGUAUAGGCCGUACUGGUAGAGCGGGUAGACCAGGAAAAGCCAUAACAUUCUUUACACAAGACGAUACACCUCAUUUAAGAAGCAUUGCUGAAAUUAUUCGAAAUUCUGGUGGCAAGGUGCCCGAAUUCAUGUUAAACAUGAAAAAAGCCAAAAAAUCAGAGAAAAAGAAAUUAGCCAAUUUUGCUCCCAAACGUGAAGAUAUAUCCACUAAAAUCAAACCUGAACAAGAAAGGCAAGAUAAAUUGGAUAAAGUAGAAAAGGUAAUAAAAAAGAAACAAAAAUCAGUUAAAAACACUCAAGAGCAGAGUAAUGAAAAUAAUAAAAAAUUAAAGAAAAUACAAAAAUUAAAAAAUACAAAUUCGUCUCCAAAACAAAAUAACAAUAAGAAAUCAAAAAAUCUAAAACAAAAUAAAACUAAGAAAUCUAAGCUAAAAUCCCAAUAGUUAUAUUUAUACUGAAACCAAUUAAGUAAAAUAAUAUUCGUUGUUUAACAUUUCAUAGUUUUUAUAUAUAUUUUAUAUAUAGUUACGUUUUUUAAAGCUAUAACAAUACAAAAAUUCAUUAUCUUAUAUUGUUUAUAAUAAAUUCAUA